This is a messenger RNA of Lactuca sativa (garden lettuce), 726 nucleotides long. RefSeq lists its product as uncharacterized. The record is from RefSeq and is a predicted model, not a curated record. Lineage: Eukaryota; Viridiplantae; Streptophyta; Magnoliopsida; Asterales; Asteraceae.
GUUUUGUUAAAUUGUUUAAUUUUCUGAAAUGAAAAAAAAAAAAAAAAAAAAAUUCCCUAGAUUGUCCGAUAUCGUCGAAUACUCGUCUAUCUAACCCUUUCCCUGAAAUUGAUGUGGGAAAAAUUGAAAUCAACAGCAAAUCGGAAGUGAAGAUUGAAGAUGCCUGAUAUCAUCGACAUCAUUGAAUCGUAUAUUCGUUUCUCUAAGCCUUUCCUUGAAAUCGGUGUGGGAAAUAUCGAAAUCAACAAGAAAUCGUCACUGAAGAUUGAAGAUGUAUGAUAUCAUCGAACGUAUGUGAUGCUUGGAGACACAAAUCAAACCAAAUUGAAGAAGCUGGAGGUCUAUUUGCAGAAAUGAAGUCCAAAGUUUCAGUAAUGAAGAUAUUAAAGCAGAGAUCAUGUUUUAUGCAGUUGGUAUUGGUGUCUCCUCAUCUAGGCAGGAUGAGUGCAUCUGUCAUGGCUCUUCCAUCCAAUAAUGAUGUUGUGGACACUUCCAACACAAAAAAUAAGUCUAGUUGUUCCAUGAUCUGGAAAUCAUUUUUGCAUAAUGAUGGACAUAAUGACAUACUAAGAGCCCAAAAGAUUUGGGAUCAAAGGAUCUUAACAAAAUCAAACUCUAGAAUUGUAGAUGUGGUUGUUGUAUAAUAGUGUACCAAUCAUUUUUUUUUCCAAAAUGAGAAAUAUACUUAUAGUUAUCAUUUUUAAUCAAAGUUAGCAAUUGAGAUUA